AUGUUUUCUUGGGUUAAAAGCACUGCACAAGCAUCCAUUUCUGCAGCUCUCGGUACCGCUGAGCCAAUCUAUGGUCCAUCUGCCAUCCAAUCUGUUGCUCUUCAAGAAUCAGAAAACCCCACCUACGAGAUCACUCGAGAUGAUCUGAGAUGGCAUGGUCUCGACACAACAAGCGCCGAGACCCAGACUUUCUACCUGGAAGCUGAGAGCGGGCACAUGGGGCUUGUACAGAUCAUUUACUCUAACGUUGCAAACCUCCAUGUAACUGCUCAGGUGUCCACCAAAAUCUUCCAUCCAGAUGGGCGUAUAACUUGGUCCAACGGAAAGUCUUACACCAUCAAAAGCGCCGUCGACCCGACCAUUUUCAUCGAUCUCGUGGUAACUCAAACUACACCUGGGUUCAAAAUUGGAAAGGAUGGGCGCACAAAUUUCGGAACAGACCCAGAAAAUCCGUGGGGAGCCAUUAGACAUGUGUUCUGGCCCCGAAACACGUUAGAAGGGUUUAUCAAGGUCGGAGAUGAGAAGAUUAAUUUCAAAGGGAAAGCAAUGCAUGUUAUGGCGUUGCAAGGGAUGAAGCCACAUCACGCUGCUGCCAAGUGGAACUUUGUCAACUUCCAGGGUCCCACUUAUUCAGCUAUCAUGAUGGAGUUUAUCACCCCCGCUUCUUACGGCACAACAACCGUAAACAUCACUGGUCUCUCUAAGGAUGGUGAGCUUGUGGCUGCCGGAACAAAGGGUGAAUGUGAACACGUAGCUUCGCAACUAGAUGACGUAGAAUUGCCCGAACCUACAGCUGUAAAGUUUGUAUGGAACGCCACAACAAAGGAUGGGAAGGCAGUUGAGGCUGUACUUGAGGAAGAGUUGGGGGAGAAGAUUGAUCGUGUGGAUAUUAUGGCGGAGGUACCAGCUAUAAUCAAGAAAAUCGCUGGAAACGUAGCAGGAACAAAGCCAUACAUGUACCAGUAUCAUAAGAAAACGACCAUAAAAAUCAAGAUUGGCGAUGAGGUAAUCGAAGAGGAAGGAAAGCUCUUCUACGAAGCAACCUUCAUCUCCGAACUGUAG
This is a messenger RNA of Morchella importuna, 1062 nucleotides long. RefSeq lists its product as uncharacterized. Gene Ontology annotation, cellular component: cytoplasm. The transcript has 6 exons. Gene Ontology annotation, biological process: response to oxidative stress. NCBI's taxonomy places the organism in Eukaryota, Fungi, Ascomycota, Pezizomycetes, Pezizales, Morchellaceae. Bases 1 to 1062 code for a protein of 353 amino acids. The record is from RefSeq and is a predicted model, not a curated record.